Molecule: messenger RNA, 3210 nt
Organism: Chiloscyllium plagiosum (whitespotted bambooshark)
Lineage: Eukaryota; Metazoa; Chordata; Chondrichthyes; Orectolobiformes; Hemiscylliidae
Source: RefSeq, a predicted model, not a curated record
AUGGAUGAUAAACUAAACUACAUUUAUUUCGAUACAAGAUGCCUAACAGAUAUUUGUAUUAUUGGUGCCGGGCCACAGCCCAGCGGGGCCGAGACGGUUCAGAAGCUAUGUGACCGAGUUGCCUCUUCAACACUACUGGAGGGCAGAGAUGCAGUCCGUGCACUCAAAGCAUUAUCCAAAAAAUAUCGCCUUGAAGUGGGCAGUCAGGCCAUGGAACACCUUGUUAAUGUGCUGCAGACAGACCGUUCAGACUCUGAAAUUAUUGGUUAUGCACUGGAUACUCUUUGCAAUCUGAUCUCCAAUGAGGUUGAAGAGGAGGAGCCAGAGGAGAAUGUUCAGAAGACCAGUUCUGAAGACCUGGCUGUGCAGUUUGCAGAGAUUUAUAUCAAACUACAAGAAAAUCUUACCUUGCUGUUAUCCUUGUUAGAGGAAUUUGAUUUUCAUGUGCGCUGGCCUGCAGUAAAACUUCUAACUGCACUUUUAAAAAAUCAAGGUCCACAAGUUCAACAGAUUAUCCUUGUCAGCCCAAUGGGUGUAUCCAAGAUGAUGGAUUUGCUUGCAGAUUCGAGAGAAGUAAUUCGCAAUGAUGGUCUCCUUUUGCUCCAGCAAUUAACGAAAGCUAAUGCAGCCAUUCAGAAGAUUGUAGCUUUUAAAAAUGGCUUUGAACGCCUGCUGGAUAUUAUCACUGAAGAGGGGAAGAGUGAUCGAGGCAUUGUUGUUGAAGAUUGCCUUUUGCUGCUCCUUAACUCGAUGAAAAACAAUAGUUCGAAUCAGAAUUUUUUUAAAGAGGGUUCAUACAUUCAACGCACAAAACCUUGGUUUGAGGUUGCUGAAGAUAAUUCGGGUUGGUCUGCACAGAAAGUAACAAAUCUUCACCUGAUGCUGCAGCUGGUGAGAGUGCUGGUGUCUCCUGUGAAUCCUCCUGGUGCUACAAGCAGUUGCCAGAAGUCAGCAUUCCAAUGUGGUUUGUUACAGCAGUUGUGCACCAUCCUGAUGGCAACUGGAGUUCCUGCUGAUAUUCUCACUGAGACCAUUAACACAGUAUCUGAAGUUAUCAGAGGGUCCCAGGUAAACCAGGAUUAUUUUGCUUCUGUGAAUGCACCUUCCAAUCCACCAAGGCCUGCAAUUGUAGUCCUUCUGAUGUCCAUGGUGAAUGAAAGGCAGCCAUUUGUCCUGCGUUGUGCGGUGCUGUACUGUUUCCAAUGUUUCUUGUACAAAAACCAAAAAGGCCAAGCAGAGAUUGUUGCCACACUUCUGCCAGCAACUAUUGAUGCCAAUUCGAUCUCGGCUGGCCAGCUGCUGUGUGGGGGCCUCUUCUCUACAGAUUCCCUCUCUAACUGGUGUGCUGCUGUAGCAUUGGCACAUGCUCUGCAGGAUAACUCCAUCCAAAAGGAACAGCUGCUCAGGGUACAGCUGGCAACCAGCCUUUGCAAUCCUCCUGUCUCCCUGCUCCAACAGUGUACCAACAUCCUGUCUCAGGGAAGCAAGGAGCAAACACGGGUUGGCCUACUGAUGUUGCUGUCUACGUGGACGACCAACUGUCCUAUUGCUGUGACUCACUUCUUGCACAACCAAACCAAUGUUCCUUUUUUAAUGGCACAGAUAUCUGAGAACCUUGGGGAAGAGGAACAACUUGUGCAAGGUCUCUGUGCCCUUCUACUGGGCAUCUGCAUCUACUACAAUGAGAAUUCUCUGGAGAACCACACUAAGAAAAAGCUAAAGCAACUCAUAGAGAAGAGAACUGGAAAAGAAAUUUUCAUUGAGAAAAUUCUCAAUGAGGCUUACAUCAGCAAGCAUGAGCUUUACUCUCCUGGUCAGAAAACCCAGCCAAGCUACAACAGUCCAGAGCAAAUGCUGUUUGAUCAUGACUUCACCAAAUUAGUUAAAGAAUUAGAAGUUCUUAUAACAAAGGCUGUCCAAAAAUCAAGUGAGGAUGAGAAGAAGGAAGAGGAAGUGAAGAAGUCUUUGGAACAACAUGACAGUAUAGUCAAUCAAUACAAGGAACUUAUCCGUGAACAGGAUCUGCAACUGAAUGAAUUGAAGAAACAAGUAACUGCCUUGACCAAUCAGAACAAGCACAGUCAAACCACAAUAACACAGCAAGCGUCACAGAUUCAGCAGCUGCGUGACCAGUACAAUCUUCUCAAAGUACAAGGUAAACCACUAGACAGCCAACAUCACAUUCACAAUGAGGCAGCUCAGAUCAAUGGUAUUCAACCUAAAGACACCGAAGAAAUUGGAAGGUUGCAAGGAGAGAUUGAAGAACUGAAGAAGCAGCAUAAUGUAUUAGAAGGACAGCUGGCUGAAAAGGAGUUUGAGAUUAAUAAAUUGAGGGCUGCUCAGUCAACAGGAAACCUAGCUGAAGUUGGCACAGAAAUUGCUGGUGACCAACCAACCGAUCAGCACAAGGAUCAGUUAAAGAUGUUGACAGAGGAGAAAAAGUCCCUUGAUCAACAGCUUGCCUCGACAAAUAGUACAAUAGCCAUUCUUGAAACUGACAAGAGAAAGCUCCAACAAGAGGUGACAGAGCCUAAGAAGGAGCAGGAUGAUCUAUUGGUACUUCUCGCAGACCAUGACCAGAAAAUCUUUGGAUUUAAGAAUAGGCUCAAAGAGCUUGGAGAACCAGUUGAGGAUGAAGAUGACCUGGAGUCUGCUGACCAAGAAGAUGAUGAUGAUGAUCCAAACUAAUUGCAUAACGAUGAUAUACAGACAGAAUAAGGAAAUAAAAUGUAAAGAAGGUCAAAGCUUCUAUUACCACAAUGCAGAAUGUCGAAAGAGUUCAGAAUGUUUUGUUUUUUUUCUUUUUGGAAGGGGGCUUUGAAAUUAGUUUAAUUGUAUCUUCUACCAGUUGCAAAGAUUCACUUACUGGCUAGGAGAGAAACUUUUCAUUUUUUAAAGUAUUAAAAUUUUAAUAAAGCAAAGUUGUUUUUCUCCAUUUAAGGGAAAAAAAUUAAAAGCAUUCCCUCAUGGUACACUAAGCACAUACUUGUUGCAGGAGUGAAGUGUAGCUCACCAGCUUUAGUCUACAGUUACACCUGGAUAACCUGACCCAGUGUUGGAAUAUGUUGUAUUAUCUAGAGAAUGCAUUAUUGUGAGAGGUUGCAGACCAACCUGAGUUUAAAAGCAGCCCUUGAAAAAAUGGCAAAAUGUCAGAUUAGGAAUCUGGGCAGCUAGAUGUCUCACACAACUCUUCUGUGAGAACUGAUUGAU